GGAUGUCACAUCUUUCGCUUCGGCAUCAUUGCUCUUUCGUCCAGGCUACAAGACCCCUCCAAAUCCUUGCUCCGGUUAAGGGCACAAGGCGAAUGGGCUAAUACAAGUAUAAUCAGGCAAGUCUCUCAGCUCUUACUGUUUAGCACGAAAAGUACCUUAUCUGGCUCCAGGCAACCGACGGUACACAAUGAAGCUCUUUUUGGUGUCAAUUGCGAUGGCCGCAGCCGCGGUCGUCCAUGCCGAGAACGGUGCAAAACCCUUACGAGGCAGUGAGCCUGAAACCAAGAACUUCCAGUUCUUUGACUUCAAUCAAAAUCCGUUUGUCAUCUCUGGCUUUCCUCUCUUACCAGAGGAGUCGCGGCUCCUAUGCCCCGACGAGUGGGUUGACUUCGUCGCUUGUACCGUACUGGAGUGCCCCAAUCUAGUCGACGAAUGCCCACUGAGCAUGUUUUACGAUGAAACAUCGGUGCCCGAUCUUCCAGAGCUUGCGGCAAACAUGAAUUGCAGUACGGUCGAGGAAAGCUUUUGCAACACCUUUGGGUACGACGGCUGUUGCAUGGCGUCAUGUGAGGCGCAGAUACUGGCUUUGGCGUCCUGUGUAGUGAAGCAAACUGUUGGAGGCCGCUUGAGAUGCUGGGAAGCAUUCGACUGUGCUGCAUAUUCGGAAGAGGGACCAAUGGAGGGGAGGGUUUGCUUUCAGGAGGACAAGGACAAUUUCUCUUGCAUAUACACAGCAGAGUUGGAAACAAGUGAAGAAACAGAGACUUGGAUUGACGCCAUUGUCACUUGUUCGCUGAACGAAACCAUUGGCUUUGACGUGCCAAAUUCGAACGAUUGCCAGUGCCAGGCAACGAUCGACCGGGGUCAGGGAUCCGAACAAGUCUGUGACUGCUCUCUUUGCGGCGAAGACGAGGUUCAAGUAUUUUCGUUGGACUGUCGAAGCAACAUGGAUAACUCGUUUGUUGUGGACAGCUGCCCUACAUUGAGUUGCAACAACGAAUGCGUGGCACCAGAGAAAGUUGGCUUCCUUUCAAAUUUUGAUGUCGAGCUCUUUGCAGAUCGCAGCACGAUCACAGAGCUCAAUGAGACAGAUGUGACUGACGCGUUCUACCCCAUGAACUUUGUUCCGGUGAUUGAUACUCUCUUCUUCAAAGCGACCUCGGAAUCUACCGGAUACGAACUAUGGUUGACAGAGUCUAGCCUCAACGAUACCCAUCUUGUCAAGGACAUUAACCCAGGUCCGCAAUCCAGUUUGGACGAAAUUGGAAGCUUCGCUCUAGAGUCGGCUGAACUCGAUGGAUUGCUUAUGUUCUUUGCUGAUGACGGUGUGCAUGGAAAAGAGUUGUUCAGAAGCGAUGGGACAAAAAAUGGAACCAACUUGGUUCGGGACAUCGUGGAUGGCUCAGAAGGCGUCUCUGUUAGUAGCUUCAGAGGGGGGUCCAUGUUAGAAUACAAUGGGGAUCUUUUGUUUGUUGUGACAGACGAAGACGGCACCGAAACUUUAUGGAAGACGGAUGGAACCACUGAUGGCACAGAUCCAGUAGGAGACAACUUUGUUCUUCCACCGAGUGUCCGGUUCAACUCUGUUCUCGAAACUACCAGCUUUGAUGACAACCUGUACUUUGUUGCCAAGAACAAGAGUUCUUCGUCAAGGCUAUUCCUGUUCGUGUCAGACGGAACAGUGCGUGGCACCAAACAGUUGAGCGACCGGCAGAUUGCGGCAGGUAAAGAAGAUCUCAUCGAGUUCAACGAAAAGAUCUACUUCAAUGCAGGUUCUCUCUGGUCAACAGAUGGCACCAUAAGAAGCACUGAAGAGGUCGCAGGCCCUGACGGGGCUACAUUCACCGAUCCUCGAUCCAUGAUGGUAGUGAACAGCAGCUUGUUCUUCUGGUCUGGAUGCCAGCUGUGGACAGCUACCGGUAGUAGUGGCAGCCCCAUGGAAUAUGUUCUUCUGCUGGACCAUAGUGACGGUCGCGACUGCCCGAAUGAACUGACGAAGCUAGGGGAGAGAGUAUUGUUUCGAACUAGGAGCAACCGCGAAGAGAAGCCCUGGGUCACGGAUGGUACCCCAGAAGGAACCGUUGCCCUGGUCGACGCUUUGCUCACAAGCGACACCUCCUUUGCGGUCUGGGAGCACGAAGUGGCCUUUUUUGCUGCGGCAAAGACAGAUGCAUCCUUUGGGCAUGACCUUUGGGUUACCGAUGGCAGCCCGGCAAACACACACAUCAUUGGGGGGAUUGGCAUCGACGAGGUGGGACUAUUCCCUCACAUGGACAAUCUGUUCAUCUUCAAGAACGCCGUGUACAUGACUGUUUGGUAUCUAUUCGGACCCGGCCAUGAGAUUUGGAGAGUAAACAUCGCGGAAGACUUUGACGCCAGCAAAUACAUUGCGCCACCGGAGGUUGCCAAUAGUGCGGAGACUACAAGUGAUCCCGCGGCCGAGACUACCAGUGACCUGGUGACUGAGGCUACCAGUGAUCCGAUGGCCGAGGCUCAGAUGGCCGAAACAGUCACUCCGUCGCUUUUGGAGACUGAAACACCAACAGAGGCUUCGUCACUUGUCGAUGACGAGUUAACUAUCUCCAGGACGUCUGAUGGGGAGGAGGAUCCAUGAAGUGAUCCAUGAACUAACCUGUUUUCCUGGUGUAGUGGGAGUGUCUCCAAGCCCGCUGCACUGAGAAGACUAUCCAAGACAUUCAUGUACACUUCCAUGGGAUCUUAAUUAAAAGGGCUGGCUACGCCAUCUUCUACGAAUGAAGCAGUAAGUUGGCAAGUUGGGCAUGGCUGCUAUGAGGACAAAGACUAGGACAGCUUACGUCUUAUCAUAGUAAAGCCGAGCUUUUUCUUGUCUGCCUCGCUGCGAGGACGGAAUAUAUCAAGCCAUGUGGUUAUGGCAACCAAGAAACCUAAACUUAGAAUUGUCUCGCAAGCCAGC
Messenger RNA from Seminavis robusta, 2935 nucleotides. NCBI's taxonomy places the organism in Eukaryota, Bacillariophyta, Bacillariophyceae, Naviculales, Naviculaceae. The record is from the annotation of a GenBank genome assembly.